AUGGUGGGAGGACGGCCAUGCUCCUUGACGGAAUGCCAGGUUGCCCCCGAAGGCCUCUUCUGGCACAACAUGCCUGUCACGCCGGCGCAGAGAAGCGGCAAAAUUGGAAUGGCGAUACUGGCCCUGGUGGCAUCCUGCGCAGUCUGGACUUUCCUGCUUUACAUUCCCUAUGCGUACUACAUGGCUUCCUUCUCAUAUGCGAAUGGAGAUGAGCCGGGCGAGUUUUCUGAAGGUCUUUUCAUCUGCCUCGUCGUCGGCUCGCAGCUGGGGCUCUUCGUGGUUAGCUCCAUGGGCGCCAAGCACGCCUGUUUUCACAGCGAAGACGAGACGCAGAAGGCCUACACCAUGUUUUACAACGCCGCAUUGAUAUUGAACCUGGUCAUGGACAUCGCUCUGCAGACCUACCUUAGCUACCUUCAGAUGGUGGGAGUUGGCGCUCACACUUCAGAUGGGCGUUUACUUGGCAGCCUAGACAGCUUGCAGCAGAUCUUCGAGUCAUAUCCCAUCCAGAAGUCGGUGGGUAAGCUUCUCUUCGUGUACUGCUGGCCCUGUACUUUCUUUGUGCCUUUCCUGGCAGAGCCUCUGGCUGUUCAAUGGUUGCCAAAGCAUUUGGCCCAGUACAUCGUUGGAGCGAACAAGAGGAUCCAAGGGGAGAAUGCGGAGAAGGCACUGGAGCUGGGGGAGAUGGAGCAGGGCCGAUAUGCCGAUUGCAUCUUCAACGUGAUCCUCCUUUGCUGUAUCCCCUUUAUUUCACCAGCUUAUCUCGGCAUGACACUUGCUGCGCUGAUCUUCUCGCAUGGCUACCUUUAUCUUUACGACCAGAUCAAGGUGCUACGCUUUGUCCGCAAGUUCAACUUCAGCGAUCCUGAGGUGCAUUGGCUGGGCAUGCAGCUGUUUGCCAUCCCAUGCAGCAUCCUCGCUGGUGCAUUGGUUUUCAAGGCCAACCAGAUGUCCAGCAAAUCUGACGUUCUGGGAUCUGGCUACUUCCAGGGUGGUUCCCUGCUCGCUGCAGUAGUCGGAGCCGCAGUGCUUCACUUCGUGCUGCACCUGGCAUUGCUUGAACUGGUAGUCAAGCCCAUGGGCCAGGAGCACGACUUGAAGUCCAAUGCGCUCUAUGCAGCGGCGGCUCGGGAUUGUCCUGCUACAUACCUGUCCACAAAUCCCAUCUUCUGUCUCCGGUCAAAGUACGUAUUGGGCCACAACCCACCGCAGAUGAUGUACUUCCCCGGGAAGGAGCAUUUAAUGCAGCCAAACAGCUCGUGCCUUGUCUGUCGGUGUUUGAGCUUUUGGGGCUUCCUGCUUUUGAGAAUGUUCGAAAAUCAGUGUCACAUGCCCAAGAAUCUGCAAGGAUUCCGGCCUACUACCAGGGCCCAUCAGCAAAGUCUUCAGCUGGCUAGAGUUGCUGCAUGUGAUGGCGUCUUGAGCAUGGGAGGGCAGCCGGCCUGGCGUAGCCGGCGACAGUGUCUGCGGACGACCCAUCAAAACUGA
This is a messenger RNA of Symbiodinium necroappetens, 1488 nucleotides long. The record is from the annotation of a GenBank genome assembly. Lineage: Eukaryota; Dinophyceae; Suessiales; Symbiodiniaceae.